Beta vulgaris subsp. vulgaris (sugar beet) is the source of this 2589-nucleotide messenger RNA. RefSeq lists its product as uncharacterized. The transcript is spliced from 11 exons. The record is from RefSeq and is a predicted model, not a curated record. The coding region runs from base 260 to 2317 and encodes 685 amino acids. NCBI's taxonomy places the organism in Eukaryota, Viridiplantae, Streptophyta, Magnoliopsida, Caryophyllales, Amaranthaceae.
ACGACUACUACACAUACAUAUAUACACCCCCCACAAGAAUCGUUCUCCUUCGUUUCUCUCUCUCUCUCUCUCUCUCUCUUCCUUCCUCCUCCACUCUUUCUUUCUCCCAACAUUUUUUUUUCCUCCAAAUUACACCCAACUCUCUGGUAUCUACAUACUAGGGUUUCUUUUUGGCAUUUAUUGACAAGGUGCUGCGGGGUGGCCUGGUGGGUGCCAAAGUGCCGGUCAAAAAUCACUCACUUUCUGGGCCAUUUAGAAAAUGCCGUUGCUCAAACGCAAGCCAUUCUCAUUGCUGGAUUCCCCGAAGGAUCUAGAGCCUCGUGAGCUCAUCUUUCAAGUCCGAUUCACAAAGGAGAUAUUUCGGGAUUAUCAAGAAUACUUGAAGCGGAUAAAUUUAUACCGCCAGAGAAUUUGGACAUGUAAAGUUACAGGAAAGACUAAUUUCACAUACGAGGAGGCUUUAGUCUCAGAGCAGCGUGCGGCAGAGAAGGUUCAGAAUUUUCCAGAAGAGUUGAUUGUCCCUGUACUGCGAAUUAUUCAAUACAGUAUGCUCCCACUAAGUGACUUGGUCCGCAAAAUUAAAGCAGAGCUGCAAGAAAACCUGGUUGAGGGUGUAGAACUGCAAGGAAAAAAGGAUGGUUAUCUACAUUCAUGCAAGAUAAUUAAAGUUUUAGGUGAGGAGGCAGGCAAAGGUCGCUAUGAAGUGGCAUGGCUUGAUAAUGGUGCUAAAAUAAAUGAAAGUGCUGUGGUAGGUGAAGAAGAUCUUGUUCGUAAAAAACUUCCAUUUGGUAGAGAAGUUUUAAAAUCUUAUAUUAGGGAGUCUACAUAUCGCAGUCUUCCUUGGGUAAUCCACAAUAGUUUAGCAUCAAGGCAUGGAAUUCCCACAGAUCCACCUGAAGAUUUGAAAAGCAUGAUAUCCUUUCUGAAUGGAUGUGUCAUCAAAAACAAAAAGCGGAAGAACAAUGAGGAAUUCCAAGAAGGAAAUCUCGGUAAAAGGAACAAAGUACAAAGGCAGAAAUCUGAUGGUUCACUCAGUGACAACAAUGUUGAGAAUGGGGAUGAAUCCAUCAAGUAUCCAAUUGAUGACAAGCUGGUGCAACCUGGUGCUGAUGAUCCAGUUUUCACUAAUCGUCCUUCUCCAUCAAGAGACUUCACCAUACAAAUGGACUGUGUGGGCGACCUUUUAAUGGUUUGGGAUUUUUGUUCGUCUUUUGGUAGGCUGCUCUACUUGUGGCCAUUUUCUUUUGAAGAUUUUGAAAAGGCUAUAUGCCACAAAGACAGCAAUCUUGCUCUUAUUGUAGAGACCCACGCAGCUCUUCUUCGCUUGCUUAUAGAAGAUGAGGGAGAAUUUUAUAUAAUGUUCCAGCAAAAGAAGCGUAAAUCAAAGAUUACUCUAAUUACAUGGACAGAGUAUCUGUGUGAUUUUCUAGAAAUGAUUCGCAUUUCUGAAUUAACAACUCAUCUACCAACCAUAAAACGUGGCCAUUAUGGUCUUCUAGAGCCUCCUAUCAAAUUGAGAAUUUUGAAGGAAUUGGUUGACCACGCCAUUUCCACAGAUCUACUGAGAAAGAAGAUAGAUGAGCGACUUGAAGAACGACAAGCACUUUCUGCUUCAAAAAGAGGGGAAGCAUUACAAGAAGGUAAGAAGAAGAGAGAGGCAAAGGAACGCCUGAAGGCUGUAUCAGAAACCAAUGGCAUUGUGCUGGAGAAUAAUUCCGAUGCUGCUGAAGACAUCCCCAGUGUAGCAGGGAACAAUGGUGUAGCUUUUGAAAAUGGAGAUGUCUCUGAGAAAUUGUCUUCCACUCAGAAAAAAUUAUUACAAAACGGUCAUAGUGACCACAAAAACAAUGGAGCACGGGAAAAAACAAAGAAGCUAUUGGAAGAUUUAGAAAAGAGCAAAGAAGAAAGGAAAGAAUUUCUUGAGAAGGAGAUGGAGAAACGAGUUAUUCGGACCAAUUCCAUGGGUAAAGAUAGAGACUAUAAUAGAUAUUGGUUUUUCCGUCGUGAUGGGCGAGUAUUUGUUGAGAGUUCUGACUCUAAGCAGUGGGGAUACUACUGCAGUAAAGAAGAGCUUGAUGCAUUGGCGGGUUCCUUAAAUCCAAAAGGGGAGAGAGAGAGGGCACUCAAAAGGCAGCUUGAAAAGUAUUAUCCUAGAAUUAGUAAGGAAUUACAGAAGAGAUCCAAGGAACUUGCCCAGAGAAUUGCAAUGGAAGAUGCAAUUGUUAGAAGGUCGACUCGGGUGCGAGCUCAUCCAAAGGAUAAUCCUGCUUUGGCAUUCCUCAAGUAUUCCAAUAAGUGGAAAGUUUUGAUGGGUUAGAGUAAACAAUAUAGUUAAACCCUCCAACCUAAUUCCAUAGUUUUCCCGGUGCAGUUUUAAUCUUCAUUAUUUUGCACUGUAAUGGGCAGAUCAUAUAUCAAAGUCAUUGAUGUGGUCUAAAGUGCCUCAUCAUUAUUCUCAUUGAAGGGAAUACAUUGGGUUAGAUUUUAGAGCUUAGUGGUUGAAGAGCUUUCUUAUCAUGAGAGCAUCAGUUUUGUAAAUGACUACGCCCAUUAUUCUAUAAAGUAGAUGCAAUUGAUAGUUAGAGUAAA